Emiliania huxleyi CCMP1516 is the source of this 1534-nucleotide messenger RNA. RefSeq lists its product as hypothetical. Gene Ontology annotation, molecular function: protein binding. The coding region runs from base 140 to 1534 and encodes 464 amino acids. NCBI's taxonomy places the organism in Eukaryota, Haptophyta, Isochrysidales, Noelaerhabdaceae. The record is from RefSeq and is a predicted model, not a curated record. The transcript has 4 exons.
CGAUCCCACGCCGCGACUACCCGGUAGUUCACGCCCGACGGGCGUGUGACCCCCCUGCGGCCACUAAGGUUGCCAAGCUCUGCUGCGCUCGCUCUACGCGGUUGUCAUAAAGAGAGACCAGGCGUUGGCGGUCGGCCCCAUGGCGAAAGGCAAGGCCAAGAAGAGGACGAGCUUUCGCUACGAGCUGCAGCUCAACAGCGCCCAUGGUGGCGGCGGUGGCGGAGGCGGCUCUAGCUUCGAGCCCUCAUCGCAGCCCGCCGCCGCCGACUCGCCGCUGGCGCUCGAGCUGUGCGCCUUGGCGCCCGCCGUGCCGCGCGAGCGAGUAGCCGAGCUCGCUGCCGUGCACGGAGACGACAUGGACACCCUCGUCAGCCGGCUGCUCGAGCUGUCCGCCUCUCUCGGCGCCGAGGGCACUCAGCCCAGCGGCAGCAGCGAGGAGGAGGGCGACGACACCAGCUUCGCCCUGCUUCCCUCGGAGCUCCUCGGCCCGCUCCUCGCCAGCCUGCCCCUCCAGGCGCUCGGAAGCCUCGCUCUCGCGUGCAAGAGCACUCGCGUGCUCGUGGCGCAGCACCUCUCCUCCCUGCGCGAGCUGCGGCACGAGCGCGAGCUCAAGGGGUGGAGCAACCGGCGGGUGCUCUCGCUGCUCCGCGCUGCGAGCGGCCUCCACUCCCUCUCGCUCGACGCCGCCGGCGACGUCGGCGCGAGCCUGCUCUCGCAGGCGCUCAGCCAGCCUGCGGCGCGACGCCUCGCUUCGCUCCGCAUUUCUGGCGCGGGCGCGCCUCGCUCGGGCUGCGACGUGCCGCUCGUCGACGCGGUGCAGGAGGUGCUGUUCGACCUCCCGGCCGAGCUUGCGCAGCUGAGCUCCCUCGCCCUCAACAGCUGCCCCGCGCUCAACGACGCCCUCGCCGAGCGGCUGGGGAGCCUGCCGCGCCUCACCUCGCUCUCGCUCGCCGAGAACCCGCAGCUCUCGCAAGAGAUAGCGCGCGCCGCCCGCGCCUUCCCAGCCCAUCUCCGCCGGCUGCAUUAUCCCCCGACAUCCCCUCAGGUGACCUCGCUGCUGCAGCGGCUGCCGCCGCUGGUGCAGCUUUCUCUGCGCGGCUGGUCCCGGCUCGGGGUGCUGCAGGUGAGCUGCGCCAGCCUCGCGCGCCUCAACGUCUCGCAGUGCACGGUGCUCUCCCUCCUCGUCGUCCGCGCGCCGCUCCUCUCCUCGCUCAACGCGUCGGGCUGCCGCACGCUCGGCGAGGUCUUCCUCGGCCGGUGCGCCGUCCUUCGCUCGCUCAACUUGGCGCAGUGCAAGGCGCUCCACGCGAUGCGCGCGCCAGCGGCAGCUCGCCUCGACACCCUCAACCUCUUUGGCUGCCGCGUGCUCCCGCCCGAGUCGCUCACGCCGCUGCUGCACACCUCCGGCGCGGCGCUCCGCCAGCUCAACAUGAAUGGCUGUGUGGGCACCAUCGACCUCUCAGAGGCGACCGUGCGCCAGCUGUGUCCACAUCUCGUCCAGCUUGACUGCCAGGGCCGGAAGGCAAAGUACUAG